UAUUUGUAGCCCUCGCGACAGACUCUUCGGCCUGAACUCGGGAGUUCACGGAUUCACUGCUGAAUUACUCGAGAAGAACUGCGAUGAAAUACUGAGAGCGGCGAAGAUCGGUGAUCUACCGACCUUGAUGCAACUCGAUAAAAAGGGAUACUCGCUUCUGUCGAUCGAUGAAACUGGUCAAACGGCGUUGCAUCUGGCAUCGAAGCACGGCCACAAGGACAUUGUCAGAUUUCUUAUUGCCUCCGCCUCACCGACAAUCUUAAACAUGAUCGAUAAUGAUAAAGGGCAAACCGCUUUGCAUAAAGCUGCCCAGAACAAACGCCGUUGUAUUUGCUGUAUGCUC
This is a messenger RNA of Wasmannia auropunctata (little fire ant), 343 nucleotides long. RefSeq names its product eye-specific diacylglycerol kinase-like. The annotation marks the transcript as partial. The record is from RefSeq and is a predicted model, not a curated record. NCBI's taxonomy places the organism in Eukaryota, Metazoa, Arthropoda, Insecta, Hymenoptera, Formicidae. The transcript is spliced from 2 exons. Gene Ontology annotation, molecular function: protein binding.